GCUGAUUGCAACGGAAGCACAUCCACAAACGUGUGCACAUUGACAACUAACGUCAAUAGAGGGCAUCAAUCAACUUAUUAAAUUUGGCGGGAUAUUAAAACAAGUAGACGCAAAACAACUUGAAAACUUGUCACAGGUUUGGUCACGCUCAUUCGUUAGAUGUUCUACUCUUAAAUUAAUGAAAUGGCAAAUCUACGAGCUCACGUCGUUCCUGCGGAACGUCGUCGAGGAAUGGUUCUAGUCUGUGACGGCUACAGAUACCAGAAAAAUAAAACUAUUGCAGGAACAAAAAUCUACUGGCGGUGCAGUGUGCCAGCAUGUAGAGUCCCAAUACAGACCAACGAUUUUGACCCAGAUGAAGAAGUGAUCGUACUCGGCAACCAGUUCCCAGAGCACGCACAUCACCCUGAUAAUGAAAGACUUGACAGAUUUGACUUUCUUCGGGAAGUAAAGUCCAUCAUCAGAAGAGACCCAUCAAUUCCAACCAGAAGGGCAUACGACCAAGUAUUCGCCAUACUCCCCAUUCAUGAUAGGAUCAAUGUUCCUAUGUUCGAAGAAAUUCGAAGUUCCCUUCAGCGCUGCAGGGCAUCGUUACUCCCCGCUCUCCCACGUAAUAUUGCAGAAGUGAAUAUCCAGGGAACAUGGGCGGAAUCUUGGGAAGGAGACAGAAAGCUGCUAGCAAUAAACAAUGAUAUUGGAGUGGCUAUCUUCGCAAGCAGACAAGAACUCCAAAUUCUUGGACAGUGCAACGAAGUGUACAUUGAUGGCACUUUUCAUACAGCGCCUACCCCCUAUACCCAGAUCGUGACUCUUCAUGGUCGAUAUCGUGGAUGGGUUCUAGCCCUUGGAAUGUGUAUGGUCACAGGAAAGCGUGAAGAUCAGUAUAGAUACAUUCUGCAAGAAAUAAAGAGAGGAGUUCUUGAUGUCACAGAGGCACCAUUUACACCACAUAUGGUGAUCACCGAUUUCGAAGUGGGGCUAAUGAAUGCAAUCGGGACGGAGCUACCAAAUGCACGUAGGAGAGGAUGCUACUUUCAUUUUUGUCAGAGUCUAUGGCGAAAAGUUGCUGAGCUUGGCUUGAAGGUUGCAUUCAACGUAGAUCCUCUCCUGCAAAGAGUUGUGGGCAGGAUUCUGUCUCUCGGUCAUCUUCCGGUUGCACACGUUGCGAUGAACUUUCAGACAUACACCAACAGCAGACAUGUUCAGGAGAUGGUGCAGCAGUAUCCAGCACUGCGAACGUUCUUCGCGUAUGUGGAACAGACCUAUGUUAAUGGACCUGUCUUCUCAGUCCAUUUCUGGAAUGUGUACAACCGCACCAUGGAGACAAGAACAAACAACUACUGCGAAGCCUUUCACAACAGAUGGAACAAGUGUCUGGCUGUCCCACAUCCAAACAUCUGGCGUGUGAUACGUCGUAUCAAAGAUGAGGGUAGCAGAACCCUGAAUGUUCUUCAGCGCGUGGAAAGAGGAGAUCGUCUCCCCAGGAGAAGGAGGAAGUGGAGGGAGUUGGAGCGAAGGAUAACUCGAGUUCGGAGGGAAUUCGAACGAGGAGAGAGGAAUCUCAUUUCCUUAUGGAACGCCGCUGUGCACUUUAGCAAAACAUACAUUUAAAAUGUUUAAUAAGCUCACUUUU
Lytechinus variegatus (green sea urchin) is the source of this 1633-nucleotide messenger RNA. RefSeq lists its product as uncharacterized. Lineage: Eukaryota; Metazoa; Echinodermata; Echinoidea; Temnopleuroida; Toxopneustidae. The record is from RefSeq and is a predicted model, not a curated record. The coding region runs from base 184 to 1611 and encodes 475 amino acids. The transcript is spliced from 3 exons.